GGACAGAGGGCAGGACAGUGAGCUGGGCGGGAGAGAACAGCAGGAAAAAAAGCUCUCACAGAUCUCAGAGCUCAAAGCUCUUCUAAGAAAGCUCAUCAAACUGCUCAGCCUUCAUACCUUGUCCAAAUCAGGGUUCUGUAUUCUUCGAGGCUUUGUUUUUUAAGUAUUAAUAAAAAAAUAACAUUUUGUGCUGUAACUUUGUGAAGUGUAGAAGCUAUGAUUGGAGGAGUGAAACAGGAGAGAUGCGAGGGAUGGCAGAGUUUUUACAUGAACCAGGCUUAUCGUGGACCAGACAGCAUGAGAUUAAGCAGUGUGGCAUAUUCCUCUCUGGAGCAUCCUUAUCAUGUCUUCAGAGAAUCAAUGGCUGGAGAAGACACAGAAAAGUUUGAGCCUUCUUCAGAUAUCCUGGCUCAACAGAGACAUCCCGAAACAGAUCAUAACAGACUGGAACAUCCUGACCUGAAAUCAGUGUAUCGAAGAACCUUCAACCACACCAAGCCUCCUUAUUCCUACAUCUCACUAAUUUACAUGGCGAUCCAGCAGUCACCAUCCAAGAAGCUCACCCUGAAUGAGAUCUAUGACUGGAUCCGCCAGCUCUUCCCUUAUUACCGGCAAAAUCAGCAGCGUUGGCAAAAUUCCAUCCGCCACUCGCUUUCAUUCAAUGACUGCUUUGUGCGGGUCCCAAGGUCCCCGGAUUCUCCAGGGAAAGGCUCCUUCUGGACCCUGCACCCUGACUCUGGCAACAUGUUUGAAAAUGGCUGCUACAUGCGCCGACAGAAGCGUUUCCGGUGCCGGGGUGCAACAUCACCAUCUGCAACUAAAAACACUUCAAAAAAAGCUGAGAGGGAAACAGUAAAGCAAGAGGGCAAGAAGAAGGGAUCAGAGGUUAAAUUGACAGUCUUGUCCCUUUCUCCGUCUCAGCCUUCUAAAACUCCUAUGCCAGCAGUAUUACCUGCAGUCAUGGAUUGCCCUCAAAUGUCACCUCCACCUCAGCAACACAACACCCACUCACUGACUCCGUUUCCUCCAUCCUCGGUACAUUCGGCACACCAAACAAAUAUAACUUGUUCCACCAUGUCAACACUUCACCCAACUGCCUCCUGCCCUCCAGAGCCUUGUGUUCAUGGAGAUCCCUUUUUCCACCAGUCUCUUUCUAUGCCACCAAUUGUGGACUUUCAGUGCUAUGAACCUCCUGUCAGUUACCCUGUUUAUUAUCCAUCAUCAAGCUCCAGCAUUCAUCAAUAUAAUCCAUAUCUCACAGGCAAGGAGGAAUCCUCGUAUGCGGGAGACUCGGUGUGCUACUCUGGACUCAGCAUGUGCCCAAUGCCAGUUUAAGCUCCUCCUAAUGCACUGAUUUUCCUGUUUGUCUGAACUACUGAAGUAAUAAUGAUGU
Messenger RNA from Silurus meridionalis, 1393 nucleotides. RefSeq names its product forkhead box A sequence (gene foxa). The record is from RefSeq and is a predicted model, not a curated record. Gene Ontology annotation, molecular function: DNA-binding transcription factor activity, RNA polymerase II-specific; RNA polymerase II cis-regulatory region sequence-specific DNA binding. Lineage: Eukaryota; Metazoa; Chordata; Actinopteri; Siluriformes; Siluridae. The transcript has 2 exons. The coding region runs from base 217 to 1335 and encodes 372 amino acids. Gene Ontology annotation, biological process: anatomical structure morphogenesis; cell differentiation; regulation of transcription by RNA polymerase II.